AUGACUAACCCACCAAGAAGAUUCAAUGACUCAGUUCAUCUAAAGCUAGACGAUCUUUGUGAUACACUAAUACAAUUGAGGAAAAAGCUUCAAGACCUCACAACAGAAGUCGAAAUUUAUGCGACAAUCAAACCCCUUAAUCCGAAAAGUUUGCGAGAAGAAAGAGAAAGGUUAAGCAGGGCAUUCAUGGACGGUUGGAAAGCUGUAGAAAGAAAUCAUCCAACACCGUAUACCACUUUACAAAGACGCAAAACCAGUAAAGUAGAAGCUUCGAAGAAUGAAGGCGGACAUCAUGGACAAGAUCCAAGAGGAAGUUCAGAAACAGCUCGACGCAGGAUUCCUCGAAGUGGUAGAUUACCCAGAAUGGAUCGUCAAUGUAGUCCUAGUCGCGAAGAAAGUGGAAAGAUCCGAGUGUGUGUAGACUAUCGGGAUCUCAACAAAGAAAGCCCUAAAGAUAGCUUCCCACUACCACACAUCGACGUGCUAGUGGAUCAUGCAACAGACCAUCAACUCCUAUCAUUCAUGGACGGAUUCUCAGGCUACAACCAAGUACUGAUGGCUCCAGAAGACAAGGGGAAGACAAUGUUCAUCACAGAAGUCAGAACAUUUUUUAUCGAGUCAUGCCUGUUGGGAUGA
Impatiens glandulifera is the source of this 636-nucleotide messenger RNA. RefSeq lists its product as uncharacterized. The record is from RefSeq and is a predicted model, not a curated record. NCBI's taxonomy places the organism in Eukaryota, Viridiplantae, Streptophyta, Magnoliopsida, Ericales, Balsaminaceae. The coding region runs from base 1 to 636 and encodes 211 amino acids. The transcript is spliced from 2 exons.